UGUCUUUUUAAUCUCAAAGAUGACGUAAACAAAGGAAGAAGAUAAUAUAUGACGUUAUAACUAAGAACAGCUCACGAUCUUCCAUAUAUUAAGGUUCGAUAUAGAGAUCAUUAAGAGAGAAGAUGACAACGUUAGAUUUGACCAGAGCCGAGCUAGCUCUUGUAGUUCUGUACUUGAACAAAGCUGAGGCUAGAGAUAAGAUAUGCAGAGCUAUACAGUAUGGUUCCAAGUUCGUGAGCGGUGGGCAGCCCGGUACUGCUCAAACCGUUGACAAAAACACUAGCUUGGCUAGAAAAGUGUUUCGUCUUUUCAAGUUUGUCAAUGAUUUUCAUGGUCUUAUUAGCCCUGUGCCUAAAGGGACUCCACUUCCUCUUGUCUUACUUGGGAAGUCAAAGAAUGCGCUCUUGUCUACCUUCUUGUUUCUUGAUCAAAUCGUUUGGCUUGGUAGAUCCGGCAUAUAUAAGAACAAAGAACGAACUGAGUUGCUUGGUCGUAUAUCACUCUUCUGCUGGUUAGGAUCAUCUGUCUGUACAACAGCAGUCGAGAUUAGUGAGAUAGGAAGGCUCUCUUCAUCUAUGAAGAAGAUGGAGAAGGAACUCAAAGGUGGUGAAAAGAAUAAUGAUGAGUUGUAUCGUGCUAAACUUCAGAAAUCAAAUGACAGAACACUAGCUUUGGUUAAAUCAAGCAUUGACAUUGUUGUAGCUAUUGGUCUGCUUCAGUUAGCUCCAAAGACUGUUACUCCUCGUGUCACUGGCGCUCUCGGUUUUACCACCUCUCUUAUCUCUUGUUAUCAGCUGCUUCCAGCACGUCCCAAGAUCAAGACACCUUGAAGCAUGAAGAAGAUGGUUCUCUAGGCCUGCAGAAUAAUUGUUUCAUAUUCAUAUUUCGUCUCUCUGUUUCUCCUUUCAAAGAAUUUGAUACUCCUAUGAUUCUAUACACCAAUAAUGAUAACUCUUAUAAUAAGAUUUCUAUAUGGUAUUUCUUCACAUUCUUGAUUACAAAAAUUUGUUUACUUAUUUGAGUAAAAGUCUGUUUCUACAUAGUACUAGGGGAAGCAUUCUCUGUUCAAAGAACGACCAUCACCACAACAGCUA
This is a messenger RNA of Eruca vesicaria subsp. sativa (arugula), 1094 nucleotides long. The record is from the annotation of a GenBank genome assembly. Lineage: Eukaryota; Viridiplantae; Streptophyta; Magnoliopsida; Brassicales; Brassicaceae.